AUGCAGCUGCUGCUGGGCCUGGCAGGGGUCCUGGCCACAUUCAUCCUUGCCCAGCCUUGUGAGGGCACGGCCCCAGCCUCCCCCAGGGUGGUGGAGACCCCGGUCCUUCAGGACUGCAUAGCAGAGGCCAAGUUGCUGGUGGAUGCUGCCUACAACAGGACGCAGAGGAGGAUCAAGCAGCGCCUUCGCAGCGGGUCGGCCAGCCCCAUGGACCUCCUGUCCUACUUCAAGCAACCGGUAGCAGCCACCAAGACAGCCGUGAGGGCCGCAGAUUACAUGCAUGUGGCCUUAGGGCUGCUGAAGGAGAGGUUACAACCUCAGAGGCCCAGAUCCUUCAAUGUCACUGAUGUGCUAACGGAACCCCAGCUGUGGCUGCUGUCCAGGGCCAGUGGCUGUGCUCUCCAGGAUCAGGCUGAGAAGUGCAGCGACAAGUACCGUACCAUCACUGGGAGAUGCAACAACAAGAAGAGACCCUGGCUGGGGGCCUCUAACCUGGCCCUGUCCCGCUGGCUGCCUGCCGAGUAUGAGGACGGGCUGUCGCUCCCCUUUGGCUGGACCCCUGGCAAGAGACGCAAUGGCUUCCUCCUCCCCCUUGUCCGGGCUGUCUCCAACCAGAUCGUGCGCUUCCCCAGCGAGAGGCUGACCUCCGAUCGGGGCCGGGCCCUCAUGUUCAUGCAGUGGGGCCAGUUCAUUGACCACGACCUGGGCUUCUCCCCGGAGUCUCCAGCCAGAGUGGCCUUCACUGCUGGUGUUGACUGUGAGAGGACCUGUGCCCAGCUGCCCCCCUGCUUCCCCAUUAAGAUUCCAGCCAAUGACCCCCGCAUCAAGAACCAGCGUGACUGCAUCCCCUUCUUCCGCUCGGCACCCUCAUGCCCCCAAAACAGGAACGAAGUCCGAAACCAGAUCAAUGCGCUCACCUCCUUCGUGGAUGCCAGCAUGGUGUACGGCAGCGAGGUCUCCCUUGCUCUGCGGCUCCGCAACAAGACCAACUAUCUAGGGCUGCUGGCCACCAACCAACGCUUCCACGACAAUGGACGGGCCCUGCUGCCCUUCGACAACCUGCACGAUGACCCCUGUCUCCUCACCAACCGCGCCGUGCGCAUCCCCUGCUUCCUGGCAGGUGACUCCCGAACAAGUGAAACCCCCAAAUUGGCCGCCAUGCACACUCUCUUUAUGCGAGAGCACAACCGUCUGGCCACUGAGCUGAGACGCCUGAAUCCCCAGUGGAGCGGAGACAAGCUGUACAAUGAGGCCCGGAAGAUCGUGGGGGCCAUGGUUCAGAUCAUCACCUACCGAGACUUUCUGCCCCUGGUUCUGGGAAAGGCCCGGGCCAGGAGAACCCUGGGGCCCUACAGGGGUUAUUGCUCCAAUGUGGACCCGCGUGUGUCCAAUGUCUUCACCCUGGCCUUCCGCUUCGGCCACACCUUGCUCCAGCCCUUCAUGUUCCGCUUGGACAGCCAGUACCGGGCCUCAGCACCCAACUCACGUGUCCCACUUAGCUCUGCCUUCUUUGCCAGCUGGAGAAUAGUGUAUGAAGGAGGCAUCGACCCCAUCCUCCGAGGCCUCAUGGCCACCCCUGCCAAGCUGAACCGUCAAGAUUCCAUGCUAGUGGAUGAGCUCCGGGACCGGCUGUUUCGGCAAGUGAGAAGAAUCGGGCUGGACCUGGCGGCUCUCAAUAUGCAACGCAGCCGGGACCAUGGCCUUCCAGGCUAUAAUGCUUGGAGGCGCUUCUGCGGGCUUUCCCAGCCCCAGAAUCUGGCACAGCUUAGCCGGGUACUAAAAAACCAAGAUUUGGCACAGAAGUUCCUGAAUCUGUAUGGGACACCAGACAACAUUGAUAUCUGGAUUGGGGCCAUCGCAGAGCCCCUUUUGCCGGGGGCCCGAGUUGGACCUCUUCUGGCUUGCCUUUUAGAGAACCAGUUCAGAAGAGCCCGAGAUGGAGACAGGUUCUGGUGGCAGAAAUGGGGUGUUUUCACCAGAAGACAGCGCAGGGCCCUGAGCCAGAUCUCCUUGUCUCGAAUUGUGUGUGACAAUACCGGUAUCACCACUGUUUCGAAGGACAUCUUCAGGGCCAACAUCUACCCCCGGGAUUUUGUGAGCUGCAGCUGUAUCCCCAGGUUGAACCUGUCGGCCUGGCGAGAAAAAUGA
Messenger RNA from Cynocephalus volans (Philippine flying lemur), 2148 nucleotides. It is a transcript of the gene EPX, whose product is annotated as eosinophil peroxidase. The coding region runs from base 1 to 2148 and encodes 715 amino acids. The record is from RefSeq and is a predicted model, not a curated record. NCBI's taxonomy places the organism in Eukaryota, Metazoa, Chordata, Mammalia, Dermoptera, Cynocephalidae. Gene Ontology annotation, biological process: defense response to bacterium; response to oxidative stress. The transcript is spliced from 12 exons. Gene Ontology annotation, molecular function: heme binding; peroxidase activity.